AUGGCGAAGUGGGGAAUGUUCUUCUCCAAGGCCGAUCUGUCGGGCCGGGAGCACCACAUUGCACAGUUCAUUGCCGAUUCGGGCAUUUCUAUUGUUCCAAUCGCCCACUCCAGGACACAUGUGUACUUCCCCUACCAAACCGGCGAGACUAUGUUCCAAAACACGUUCACGGCAUCUGAACACCUCGUCGUGGCACGGGUGGUCCUACAGCAGUACCUUGAGCUCUAUGAGCGCACGGGCUUUGUGUACAAUGACCUUGUGCCUUGGAACAUUUACGUGUUCCCCGCGACAGCCAAUGCUGAUGAGACACGUCACAGAGGCAGCCGCAAGAGCAAGGCCCGCAAGAACAAGGCCCUAAAACGCGACCCCACAAUUAUGCUGGUGGACUUUGACAAGUCUGCCAAUGCUGAUGAGACACGUCACAGAGGCAGCCGCAAGAGCAAGGCCCGCAAGAACAAGGCUCUAAAACGCGACCCCACAAUUAUGCUGGUGGACUUUGACAAGUCUGUCAUCAGUGCGUCGGACCAUGACUUUGGCAUUGACUGCUGCAAAUUCAUAGUCCAUGUCAUGUGGCAGAUUUUGUUUACCGGCACGCAUAGUCUGGAGGAUAUGCAGACAGUCGUGGCUGUCGACGACCACACCGUGCCGGCCUUCCGCAUCAUGGCCCUUGACAUUGAGGCCUACGCCAUGGACCGAUCCAAGAUGCCCGAUAUCUCGGCGUAUACAAGUGAGUCGGAGCAGGUGCUGUUUGCCCUGGAUGGCUGUGACGCCGACAGGCUGCCAGCCAUUGAGCUGCGCUCGUUUGACACAGAACCCAAGCUCAUUGCGGCCUUCCUGGCGUACAUCCACGAAGCUCGCAUCAACGUCAUUACCGGGUGCAACACGUUUGGCUUUGAUUGGGAAUAUAUACUCGGAAGGUGUGCCCAGUUUGGCGUGUCGACUAUGGGGUCCUCGUUAAAUGGGGUCAGCCAGUCUUCGACGGCCAGUGUCCGGUGGUCAUCGUCAGGCGCCGGUGUGGUGGACAUCCAGUACCUCAAGAUGCCGGGCAUAAUGUGA
Molecule: messenger RNA, 1056 nt
Organism: Sphaeroforma arctica JP610
Lineage: Eukaryota; Ichthyosporea; Ichthyophonida
Exons: 3
Coding region: 1-1056 (351 amino acids)
Biological process (GO): DNA-templated DNA replication
Molecular function (GO): nucleic acid binding; DNA-directed DNA polymerase activity
Source: RefSeq, a predicted model, not a curated record